This is a messenger RNA of Oncorhynchus gorbuscha (pink salmon), 1729 nucleotides long. RefSeq names its product dual specificity protein phosphatase 22-B-like. The record is from RefSeq and is a predicted model, not a curated record. Gene Ontology annotation, cellular component: cytosol. Gene Ontology annotation, molecular function: protein tyrosine/serine/threonine phosphatase activity. Gene Ontology annotation, biological process: protein dephosphorylation; transforming growth factor beta receptor signaling pathway; positive regulation of JNK cascade. The transcript has 7 exons. NCBI's taxonomy places the organism in Eukaryota, Metazoa, Chordata, Actinopteri, Salmoniformes, Salmonidae. Bases 372 to 959 code for a protein of 195 amino acids.
AGUCACAUAGCAGGGUUAAGGUCACAUUGCGUCAUUAUUAAUGACCAACAGUUAGAUUAAUCGACUGUCUGCAGCCAUAACCACAACGGGCAAACCCGGUGCUCUAUGAGAACUUCCAAGGUCUCAUUAAAGAGAUAACGAGUUAGGAACAGGAGAAGAUUGAAUGGCCUGAAAACUACACCAAAGGAAAGACUACUAUCUGCCUGUUGAGAGGGCUUGGCACCAGCUACCUGCUUUUGGGAGAUAAAUUAUCCCGAAAAUAUUGGCUACAUUUCAAACAGGCUGUUCAGACUACUAUGCUAUCUAUUUUGAAUAAGACAUUUAAGCAUUAGAUUGAAGCGUCUGGCAGAGGGAUAUUUUCUUCCCAGGACAUGGGGAAUGGAAUAAACAAGGUGCUGCCUGAUCUCUAUCUGGGAAACUUCAAAGAUGCGCGGGACAAGGAGCUGUUGGCAAAGCACAAUAUCACCCACAUCCUUUCCAUCCAUGACACCGCUGCCCCCAUUCUAGAGGAGAUGAAAUACCUCUGCAUCCCUGCUGCGGAUGCCUCCAAACAAAACCUGACCCAGUUUUUUAAGGACAGCAUCAUUUUCAUCCACGAGUCCAGACUCAAAGGGAAAGGCUGCCUGGUCCACUGUGUUGCAGGUGUGUCUCGCAGCGUUACGUUGGUGGUGGUGUACAUCAUGACAGUUACUGGGCGGGGCUGGGUGGAGUCGUUAGCUGCGGUGAGAGUGGUACGGCCGUGUGCUGGACCUAACGUGGGGUUCUUAAGGCAGCUAGAGGACUUUGAGAAUCUAGAGUUGGCACAGUAUAGGGAAUGGUUUAAGGACAGGUAUAAGGAGAACCAUUUUAAUGAUGAAGAGGACAUCAGAGCCCUUCUGUGGCAGAAGUCUCAGGCCAUCAGUGAGUCCAUAGCAACGGCCACGGCAACGGCGGCUCAGCUAGCCACCAGCAACACAUGACCCCGUGGUCUCCUGCCUGCUCAGCCCACGCCAGACAGCUGUCACUCACCCAAUGCCCAGCCAAUCACCGUUUCUGACUUCAAAAUAUAUUGGUGGGACUGAGUUUCUUAUUCAGUUCAACCAACUGUAGGUUAGACCAACUGUAAAUGAGGGGGAUUUCUCAGUGGUCCCUGUGUGCGACUGGGUUCUUGCUCUCCCUUAACAGUCACAGCAACAUGCAAGAGCAGUCAAUCUGAACGCUCAGGAAAGAUACCUUACCUUACAAGCCUACAUUACACACACAGAGAGAGAGAGAGAGAGAGAGAGAGAGAGAGAGAGAGAGAGAGAGAGAGAGAGAGAGAGAGAGAGAGAGAGAGAGAGAGAGAGAGAGAGAGAGAGAGAAAACCUCUAACUACUAUCAUCUCCCCCACUCCUGUCCAUACACACUCCCUCCCCCUCUGAGAGUGCGGCGUGUGUGGGUUUGUGUGUGUGUGUGUGCUUUGUGUUUAGCCUAUUACGAGGAAUACAUCUCUGUAUAUUCAUAGGCCUAAAAGGUAUGUGAAACGUAGGAGAUUUUGAUUAUUCUUGACCAUGGCAUAUAAAAAAGUACUUACAAUGUGUCUACUGUUACCAUGCAUAUAGAGGUGGUUAAAGUUAGGCAAUAUCACCAAGCACAGACACAUUUUCAUGUUAUCCCCACUAGGCAAUCUUCUUUAUCACAAUAAUAAUUAGCCUAUGACUUUAUUUAUUAUAAUGAGUACAUAGGUUACUUAUUAAAAAAUGGUCUCUGA